AUGUAUUUUCAAGACAUGAAAAUUUUUUCAUUAAUUGUAAUCGUUGCGUCUCAUAUAACAAUAUCAACAACAAUUUCAUUUUCACAAAACAACACUAUUCAAAAUGACAAUCAACAAUAUUUCUUAAUUUUUCAGUCACCACCAUCAAAAGAUUUACUAAAAAAUCUUUCGUCAAAAUAUUCAAAUGUUGGUGAAUUAAUUACUUUUAGUGAAAAUUUACACUUUUUACCGGGUGAAUUUGAUAAUGAAUUUAUUGAAACGUUUAAAGAUUAUAAUGAGAGUGAAGAAGUAAAUUCUUUGAAUAAUAAUAACAAAAAACAUUGGAUUGUUGCAGAAAAUGGAGUUGUUAGAGCUUUAGAUAAUGUGAUACCUGGAGAUUAUAUGACUGGAAAUUUUGAUUUUCAAAAGUUUAAUCAUGAAAUAUCUGCAAAUGAGAGAAGCAAUCGUUUUGUACAAAACUUUGUUCAAAGUUGG
Molecule: messenger RNA, 474 nt
Organism: Racocetra persica
Lineage: Eukaryota; Fungi; Glomeromycota; Glomeromycetes; Diversisporales; Gigasporaceae
Source: the annotation of a GenBank genome assembly